Messenger RNA from Danio rerio (zebrafish), 5830 nucleotides. The record is from RefSeq and is a predicted model, not a curated record. Lineage: Eukaryota; Metazoa; Chordata; Actinopteri; Cypriniformes; Danionidae.
UCGGGGCUGUGGUUCGAGCGCAGGAUUGUGGCGGUGUGUGAGCGGAUGAUGGCAGGCGGCCGGUGGGAACGAGACGGAGAGACAGACACACUCACACACUCCGCCAGACACAGAGGAAUGACCCUACUGCACCUUGCUGCUGCUCAGGGAUACACACAACUCAUACACACACUCAUCCGCUGGAGGAGUAUCAGUGUGAACAGUCUGGAUCUGGAGCAGGAAGUGGAUCCUCUGAAUGUGGAUCAUUUCUCCUGCACUCCUCUGAUGUGGGCCUGUGCUCUGGGUCAUCAGGCGGCUGCUGUGUUGUUGUACCGCUGGAGUAGCGCCGCUCUGGGCAUCCCGGACUCUCUGGGCCGUCUCCCUCUGGCUGUGGCUUACUCACGAGGACACACACGGCUGGCGCGCUGUCUGGAGGAGCUGCACACACACUCGCAGACGCAAGAACACACAGCCUCACCGCCGUACCGGCCGCCAUCGCCACUGUCCAGCAGCCCAGACACCGGGUUGAGUUCAUCCAGCAGUGUGCCCUCCCCCAGUGACCCACCCUCUCCCUCCCCAAGCUCCGCCUACUCCAGUGGUUCAGUCCCUGACCCGAUGGACUCCGCCUCCUCGCCCUCCUCCCCAUUCUCAGUCCCGCCUCCCGUCGGCUCCACAGACUCGCUCUUCCUGAUGGACUGUGAUGCUGCGAGUCCCACGGAACCGCAUGUCCCGCAUGCAGACGCUCUGUCCCUGCACUCGGAGCUCGCGGAUCAACUGCUAAACUACAGCGAGAACGCAGAGAACGAGGAUUACCUGUCUGAUGAGGUCCUGCAGGUUGACAUGGCAACGCUCGCCGAGCAGAUCAUUGAGGCCACGCCUGAGCGAAUCAAGCAGGAGGAGUUUAACCGGGAGGCGGAGUCACCACUGCGAGAGAGGCGGGACAAUCCUGCUAUUCACGACACCAUGCCGUGGCUCGCGACCUACUUGGACACUGUAGACAGGAGCCUGUGUCCGACCCCGCCCUCCCUCCUCAGUGAUUUGGCACUGCAGAGGCUCCGCCCCCCGAGCAGUGCAGCAUGGGCGGAGUUUCUAAACGCCUCGGCCAAUGGGAGGAUGGAGAGAGACUUCGCCCUGCUGACGCUGACGGACUCCGAGCAGAGAGAGCUGUAUGAGGCGGCGCGCGUCAUCCAGAACGCCUUCCGCAGAUAUAAGGGCCGGAGACUAAAGGAGCAGCAGGAUAUGGCUGCAGCCGUGAUUCAGCGCUGUUACCGCAAGUACAAACAGCUAACAUGGAUAGCACUGAAGUAUGCCUUAUAUAAGAAGAUGACGCAGGCGGCUAUCCUGAUCCAGAGUAAGUUUCGCAGUUAUUACGAGCAGAAGAAGUUCCAGCAGUCCCGCCGCGCCGCCGUCCUCAUCCAGCAGUACUACCGCAGCUAUAAGGAGUACGAGCGCGUCAAGCAGGGGCCGCGGGGGCCCGGGGCCCUUAACACCAAGAUCAAAGGAUCUUUUCUGACCAAGAAGCAGGAUCAGGCGGCACGAAAGAUCAUGCGCUUCCUGCGGCGCUGCAGACACAGGAUUAAAGAGCUGAAGCAGAGUAAAGAGCUGGAGCACCGCGGACUGACCACCUGAACACACACACACACACAUUACAGUUACGGUUGCUUGUUUUCCAGUGGUCGCUGCAACACUAAAGUUGACGUUCAGCUUUCCUGAAUGUUUUUUCAUGUAUUAAUGGAUCUCUAUAAAUGUAAACAGAAUAUACUCUUAUAUAUAUAUAUAUAUAUGAUCAUACACACAGUCUCGAUUGUGUUGCAUAUGAAUUUAUUUAUUGAUCUCUCGGAGAUGCUGUAUAUUUUAUAAACACUCGAUGUUCCACUGAUCUGAAAACACUCUUUUUCAAAGUCUUAAGUUGCCAUGGAAACGCAGGACUGAAAUGUAACGGUGCCUAGUGACGAAUGUGACCAUGUUGGACACGAAUCGCUGCAACAGAGUAAAAAACAAACGUGAUUAUUCUGACUUCACUGGAGUACAGAACUCUGGAUCUGACUUGUGAACUCUCAUGUAGAUGUUAAAACUCAAUCCAGGGGGAAAAGUUGGAUGUAAACUCAGAAUUACCCCCAGAAAUGUUGAGUUUGCAAGAUUUAAACUCUAGAAUUGUGAGAUGAAAACUCAUUUUUCUGAGUUUAAGUCUUGCAAUUUAAACCUUAUUUACCUUCACUUUUUCCCUAAAAUGUGGAGUUUGCAUUUUUUUAUCCCACUUUCCUCCUCCUUUUCCCCAUUCAGAGUUUGGAUCAUGCAAUUUUUACUGGGAAAGUUGGAGACGUCAGAAUAAUGGAAUUCUGAGUUUGUGUCACUCAGAAUUCCAGAAAAGUUGGAAUCACAAGAUGAACAUUUUAAAUUCCAAUAAAGAAGCAAUUGGGAGAUAAAAAAAAAUGAGAAUAAAAAACAAGAUGGACGUUUUACAGGAAAAGUUGGAAAUGUGAGAUGAAAAAUUGGAAAUCUGAGUUUUGGCUUGCAGUUUGAACCUUUUUUUCCUUCACAAUUCUGACUUUUUCCCUGAAAUCUGGAGUUUACAUGCAAUUCCCACUUUUACUCUUUGCAAUUCUGAGUUUGCAUCUUGCAGUUUUUAUAUGAAUAAUUGGGAUUGUGAGCUGAAAAUGUUUGCGUCUUAAAAUUUCAACAUUUUCCCAGAAUUACAAACAGUUGGAAUCACAGGAUGAACAUUUUUAAUUCCAAAAAAGAUGCAAUUGUGAGAUGCAAACUCAGAAUAAAAAAGCAAGCUGGAAUAAUUGUGAUUGUGAAAUGGAAACUUGGGAUUCUGAGUUUAUGUCUUGCAAUUUGAACCUUUUUUACCCUCACAAUUCUGACUUUUCCCUGAAAUUUUGAGUGUGCAAUUCUCACUUUUCCCUCUUUGGGAUUCUGAAUUUAAUGUCUUGCAAUUCUGAUUUUUUUUCCUGAAAUUUGGACUUUACAUCUUGCGAUUCCCACUUUUUCACUAUAGGAAUCUGAGUUUGGAUCUUGCAAUUUUUACUGGGAAAUUUGUAAUUGUGAGAUGAAAAAAAUGAAAUUCUUGGUUUGGGUCUCGCAAUUUCAACAUUUUUCCAGAAUUACAAGCAGUUGGAAUCACAGGAUGAACAUUUCUAAAUCUAAAGUUGUGAGAUGCAAACCCAGAAUAAAAAAAGCAAGUUGGAAUAAUUUUUACAGGAAAAAUUGUAAUUGUGAGAUGAAAACUCGGGAUUCUGAAUUUAUGUCUUGCUAUUUUUACUUUUUUUCCUUCACAAUUCUGACUUUUUUCCCUAAAAAUUGAAGUUUACAUGCAAUUCCCAUUCUUUUCAUUGCAAUUCUGAGUUUACGUCUUGCAAUUCAAACUUUAUAUUUUUAGGAAUUUUGAAUGAACAUCUCACAAUUCUGACUUAUUCCCUGAGAUUUUUUGAGUUUGCAAUUUUCACUUUUCCGCCUUUGGGAUUCUGAAUUUUAGUUCUUGCAAUUCCAACAUUUCUUUUCUAAGUUAUAAUUUACAAGAUGUACAUUUACAUUUUAAAAAAUGUUGAAUUUGCAAAACUUCAAACUCAAAAACACCCCCAAAAAUGUUGGAAUUGUGAGAUAAAAACGUGGAAUUCUGAGUUCAGGGCUUGCAAUUUAAACCUUUCUCCCCCUCACAAUUCAGACUUUUUCUCUGAUAUUUGGAGUUUACAUGUAAUUGGAAUUCUGAGUUUGCAUCUUGGAUUUGCAAAAUUUAGAGGACAAUCUGUAAUUGUGAGAUGAAAACUCAGAAUUCUGAGUUUACUUCUAAAAAAAAAAAAAAAAAAAGGUUGGAAUCACAAGAUGUACAUUUAAAAUUUACAAAAUGUUGGAUUUUGAACUGGAAAAAUUGGAAUUGUGAGAUAAAAACUUGGAAAUCUGAGUUUAUGUCUUGCAAUUAGAUCACUUUUCCCCCUCACAAUUCUGGCUUUUUCCCUUAAAUUUGGAGUUUACAUUUUGCAAUUCCUACUUUUGUACAUUGGAGUUUUGAGUUUGCAGUUUUUUUUCAUAAUUCCAAAAGGUUGGAAUGGCAAAAUGUAAAUUCAGAAUAAAAAAUAAAUAAAAUUGUAAUCACAAAAUGUACAUUUUGAAUUCCAAAAAAUAAAAGUUGUAAUUGCAAGAUGUAAAUAAAAAACUCUGAUAGGUAUAUAUAAAUAAAUAUUCUCUUUUUUUUUAUUCUAAAUUGACAUCUUGCAAUUCCCUCAGAGUUUGUGUCCUGAAAUUCCAACUUUUUCUCCCAUAAUUGCAAAAUGUAAAUUAAAAAAAUAAUAAUAACAACAUUAAUUCUGAUAACUCGAUUUACAUCUUGCAAUUAUAUUUCAAAAAUUACAAAUGCAAGAUGUAAACUCUGAAUUCAAUCUUUAAAAAAUUGCAAUUGUAAGAUGAAAAUUUAUAAUUUAAAAAAGUGAUUAAUAUAUAUUUUCUUUUUAAUUCAGAGUUCACAUCUUGUAAUUCCCACAUUUCAUCUUUAGAAUUCUGAGUUUGUGUCGUGAAAUUUCAUCCUUUUUUGGAACUUGAAAUGUACGUCUCGUGAUUCCAAUUUAUUUAUCAAUUAAAUUCUGAGUUUUUAUUUUGCAAUUCAGUUUUUUUAUGUUCAAUAAUUCUACAAAGUUGCAAUUGCAAAAUAUAAACUCACAAUAUAAAAUGUUAUUUAAAAAGUAUAUUAUAAUAUACUUAUAUAAAAGCUUAUAAAUGUAGAUAUAAAUUAAAAGAAUUUAAUGUAAAAAAAAAAUGUAAUCACAAGAUUUUCUAAUUGAGUUUGAAUCUUGAAAUUACCCAUAAUUCCAAAAUAAUGAUGUAAAUUCUAAAUAUUUAUAAGUACUAUUUUUAUUAUGGGUUUACAUCUUGCAAUUCCAACUACAGUCAUCAACAUUUGAAGUCUAUCAAAAGUUUAAAACCUAAAUUGUCCUCAGACAAGGAUGAAUGUUUUUCCAAUAGUUUAGGACAACUUUGAUGAACAGUUUCGAUCCACUUCAAAUGUUGACUCCUGUCCUGAUCAUCUUGAUUAUUUAUAUUAUUAUUAUUAUUGAUUAUUGUCCAUCAUUUCAAAACAUUGUAAAAGCAACAUCUGAACUCACAAGUGAACAGAAGCUGUAAGUGCAAGGUGUAAAGUCGUGCAUGUUUUACCUCCAGUCGUGAGUUUCUAUAUCCACCACAGUGAUUUCUACAUGUUCAGAUGUAAACAAAUCCAAGCAGAAGGACUGAAUUUAAUAUAAGCUGGCAGCUGUGGCAUGAGCUGCAGUUUUGUUUCGUUGUUGAAUUCUGUGGCAUAAAGCAAUCUCGGGUGAAUUGAGAAGCACUAGGCUGCUUUACAGAGGAAUAUUGGACACGUCUGUAUUUUCUGGAUCUUUCUGAAUGUGCCUUGAGCUGUUUUUAUUCUUCUGCAGUCCUGAAGAACGUCUUCAUCAGACCUUUAUGCAUCAUUCGCCUGUAAAUACUGUAAAAUAGAAAGAGCUGGUGAAAAUAUAUUUAAGAAUGAACACGUCUGCUUCUGCCUGAUGAUGACGACGACAUGUUUGAUCUAUUCUCUGUACUGAAUGCUGAUUUCUGCACGGUUAUUUCUCUCUCUCUCUCUCUCUCUCUCUCUCCAUCUCUCUCUCCAUCUCUCUCUCUCUCCAUCUCUCUCUCUCUCCGCAUGUUUUUGGUGUUUUGCAUGGGUUUGCUUCUGUUGUUUCCACUCGCUGCUGAUGCUGACGUGACUUUAUUUAUGACGAUAUUUAGAUUAUUCUUGGACUUGAUUUCUACUGUAAAUUCAUUAUGACGUUUUGCAGAUAUCUGUUCAGGCUGUUUUACUGUUUCAGAACAUUUCAUUAAAAUUAUAUCAAUUCAA